Messenger RNA from Stegastes partitus (bicolor damselfish), 5856 nucleotides. RefSeq names its product lissencephaly-1 homolog. Gene Ontology annotation, molecular function: protein binding. Bases 728 to 1960 code for a protein of 410 amino acids. The record is from RefSeq and is a predicted model, not a curated record. The transcript is spliced from 11 exons. Lineage: Eukaryota; Metazoa; Chordata; Actinopteri; Pomacentridae.
AUGCGGUUUGUUGGCACCGCGUUUGAAAAUCAGGGUGGAGCACAUCCGAGGCGACGUGUUUGUAUGAAUUGCUUCUACCCAGUACUCAAGACUCUGCCUCGUUUUCUCUCAUUGUGUGGAUUCACGAUUGAGACAUUCAGGUCAGGGAUUCGUGGACGCAGAGCGCUAACACUGGGAUGAAUGUAAAUCAUUGCUUUGGCAGCUCACAAGGUUGUGCACUGUCCGACAGACGAGUCUCUCGUGUAAUUUUGGCCAACCUUGUCUUGAUAUCGGAUGUAAAGCAUUGGCCAGGACUGUUGGCUAGUUUACUUUUCCCAGCCACGCCUGUGAGAACUGCCUUGCAGCUGAUCAACGGGAAUAAUGGGAUAUUGAUAACAUAGUUGAUUUUUUUCACAACCGUUUUCACAGCUUCAGUAAGAAACAUUGACUGUGCUCUCUGCUCUCAGAUGCAGUGUAGACUUGGCUGGUGACUGGUCUGCAGGCUCUCCACUUCUCUUGUCCCCGGAGUCAGCCAGUUGGGGGGCAGAUUCCUGCAUUCCCCUUCUCUCAGUCUGAGUCUUUGUCUGGACAGAACCAACUACCUGCCAUUGGAGUACACAACUCGUCCUCACCCGUGUUGCUCGGAUCAGCACAGCUCAUCUCCUGACUGAGGAGAGCGCAGCAGCUGCACAAGAUUCACCUUUUACCAACAGAUCCCUCCCGGCCCCGCCCACACUGCCCCAUCACCAUGGUGCUGUCACAACGGCAACGAGAUGAACUAAAUCGAGCGAUAGCUGAUUAUCUACGUUCCAAUGGAUAUGAAGAAGCAUAUUCCACUUUCAAGAAGGAGGCGGAAUUAGAUAAUAAUGAAGAAUUGGAUAAGAAGUAUGCUGGCCUUUUGGAAAAAAAAUGGACCUCAGUCAUCAGAUUACAAAAGAAGGUGAUGGAACUUGAAUCCAAACUGAAUGAAGCUAAAGAGGAAAUCACCCUGGGUGGGCCCGUAAGUCAGAAGCGUGACCCCAAAGAGUGGAUCCCACGCCCUCCAGAAAGGUACGCGCUGAGUGGCCACCGCAGUCCAGUCACCCGUGUCAUCUUCCACCCAGUCUUCAGCGUCAUGGUGUCGGCUUCUGAGGACGCAACAAUAAAGGUGUGGGACUAUGAGACCGGAGACUUUGAACGCACACUGAAGGGCCACACAGAUUCGGUGCAGGACAUCUCGUUUGACCAGACUGGCAAGCUGCUAGCUUCCUGCUCUGCAGACAUGACUAUCAAGCUGUGGGACUUCCAAGGCUUCGAAUGCAUCAGGACCAUGCACGGACACGACCACAAUGUUUCGUCUGUAGCUAUCAUGCCCAAUGGAGAUCACAUCGUUUCUGCCUCGAGGGACAAAACCAUAAAAAUGUGGGAGGUGUCAACUGGCUACUGUGUGAAGACCUUCACAGGCCACAGGGAGUGGGUUCGUAUGGUGCGGCCCAACCAGGAUGGCACACUGAUUGCCAGCUGCUCCAACGACCAGACAGUUCGCGUGUGGGUCGUGGCCUCCAAAGAAUGCAAGGCUGAGCUGCGGGAACACGAACAUGUGGUGGAGUGCAUCUCCUGGGCACCGGAGAGCGCCUUCCCUACCAUCCAAGAAGCCACAGGCUCCGAGUCCAAAAAGAGUGGCAAGCCAGGUCCCUUCCUGCUGUCUGGCUCCAGAGACAAAACCAUCAAGAUGUGGGAUGUUAGCAUUGGCAUGUGCCUUAUGACACUGGUUGGCCAUGACAACUGGGUGCGUGGGAUCCUCUUCCACCCUGGAGGCAAGUUUAUUGUGACCUGUGCAGAUGACAAGACCUUAAGGAUCUGGGACUACAAGAACAAGCGCUGCAUGAAAACCCUGUGUGCCCACGAACACUUUGUUACCUCUCUGGAUUUCCACAAGGCUGCUCCCUUCGUGGUCACCGGGAGCGUAGAUCAAACAGUAAAAGUGUGGGAGUGUCGCUGAUUUGGACCUCGGAGGAUUGGACCACCACCCUAAUUACCCAGGCGUUCCUCUGGAUCCCACAUCCCCUCCUGCCAUCCCACCUCCCCCAUCCAUCCCACCUCCCUCACCCCUUCACCUAACCUCACCCGCACAUCUGUCAUCUCCUCCGGCUGCACUCACCACCAUGGUUAUUUACCCAUUGCGCUCUCUGGUCCAAUAACUUUUGUCCUUCUGUGUAAAUUAUUCCUGGAUGUAGAUCGAGCUAUUAAAUGUUACACAAAAAAGUAUUCUUGCAUGGUAAUCCAAAAUUGUAUACUGUAAAUUUACAUAACGUUGUCUAGAAGUACCAUAGGUUUAACACGGGGCUGGCCGUCUGUCACGCAGCCUUACCGACCAACCGAAGGCAGAUGUUUUUGACUGGGUGUAAAAUGUAGGGCACUAAAAACCGAUAAUUUAAGAAAUGACAGUGUCUUUAUGUGUAAGAUUUAUUUUGUCUAUUUUUUUAUUUAGGAUUUUUUUUUUCUCUGUUAUUUCUCUCCUUCACUGUCGUAGUCUGUUGGUGCCUAGCUUGGUGAAACGUUCGAGAGAUGAGGCAGGAAAAGCAUAUAUGAUGCGAUGAGAUGUCUGUGGGGCUUUGUUAUUGAAAUAAUCUGUAGCUUUAUAACAUCACUUCUCAAGUGUGCAUACCAUUUCUCUUCAUGUGGAACUAGGUAAUAUUUUAAUGGCUGUAUAUACGAAUGUUUCAAACUGUUGUCCUUGGACCUCGGGGGCUUGAAAACAGCUUUGUACUCUUGUCAUGGUGGCACAUGAACCACUGCUAGGCUUUAGAUAAAUUAUCCCAUUUAAAAGUAAAAGUGGCUUCGUGAACAGCCGCGCUAAGCUUUUUACAAGAAGUCCAAUGUAGCGAGCAAGUUGGUUUCGCUGUCAGUGAGCGCCUUGGGUCACAGCAGCAGCAUUACACCUGUUUAAUCUCCUAGUAGUUGAUAAAGACCUUGGGUGUGUCUUCCCUGUAGGAGAGGACUUCUUGUGACCUUGCAUGUCAGCCUCAUGUUUGAGCUGAAUCGGUCACCUAUGGUAGGGUUGGUUUGGUGCACCACCCGGAAUAUGUAAAGUCUGAAGAUGCUCAGUUGUCCCAUGGCGCCUCUGAAGGCUGGAAACACAAUAAACCUGCUGAGGAGAAAACAUGACGAGGAGUCAAAGUGAGCCCCCCGGGGUUAAUAUCUGGGAUGUGCAAAGAUCUCAUCAUUUCUGAAUAAAAUGUUCUGCUUCAUAAAAAAAAUGGUUUUGAGUACAAAAAAAGUCAGUUUUCUGUGAAAAUAUGAAAUGUAAAUUUAGCUUGUUAUUAAGAGAUUUGGCAGUUUUGUAUUAUAGAUGGAGGUGAGAUUUGGUGAGGAGAUGCCAGCAGCAGACAUGCAGAAUGAUCUGCUGGUGCUGUUUUGUCUGUAGAGGAAUCUGAUGCUGUGGUUGUUAUUCUAAAGAGCUCCUCGCUGUAAAAAAAAAAAAAGAGGCUCCUGGAUGGACGACACUAAAGCAUCUCGACAGACAAACCCCACGGACCACUUCACACGUAUGCAAACAUCUUCUGAGUGGCUUUUCCUCAAAUGUUCAGCUUUUGAUCUUCGUGAAGCUGUAACUGUAAAAUGAUUUUUGGAGAGACUGGAAAGUAAAUGUAAUCCAGUCCAUGCUGUAAGAGACAACCAUUCCACUUCCCUGGUAGGACACAAAAAAAUGAAACAUCUUGCUUCUGAACUGUAGCUGGCAAGGUGAUUCAUUAAUCUUGCACAUCCCUGUUUUCACUAAAGCUUCGGCCAUUUAACGAUGACCGAAGACAACAUUAAAGUUUAAUGAUGUUGAUAAAUGCAUAAACCUAUAAUUUCUGAUUAGCCUUUUCAUUCCAAUGCAGUUCUUGGCUAAUAAAGAAUUCCACUGCUUAACUGAUCUUCUUAUCUUAGCUUCUUUGCCAAGUUUUCCUCUUCCUGUGUGUACUGGAUGUGGUGAUCUGCUGCUCAAGCUCUUGCUAGUGGCUACUGUGAGCCUAAUGUGACCUGUUGAUGUAGCACUGCUGCAUGUAAACCUGCACCCAGAGGCAGAGCUGUCCGAACAUAUUCUUGUAAGAGCUCAGAGCCCUCGUAUCGGACUAAUUGGUUUGAAUAACGUGGCGAGAAGCUGACUCUGUGUGCUUUCAAAGUCGUGUGGCAAUUUGGGAAAUGUGCUUGUUUGUUUUCUUGCUGAGAGUUAGAUGAGAAUAUUGGUACAACUCGUUUUUUUUUUGCUGUAAAUAUGAAGUUGCAGCCUGUUAGAUUAACACCAGUAUUGUAGACAGAGGGAAGCUGCUUGCUUGCUUGGUGGUAAAAAAUAAAUCAGCACCAGAAAAAACUCACAAUUAACGUGUUUUAUCUAGUUUGUUGAAUAAGAUAAAAUGACAUGUUUUAUUUGUUGCUGCAUUUUUUUUUUCUCUACUAGAAUCAAACCCUGGUUUUCUGGCAACUUAAGUGCAGUUCAAAUAUUGUGAAAAUAUUCUUUUUUUUUUUUAUGUGUAAUUCCAACAAAUUAAGAAAGUCAUGAAUAAUCCUUGAAAAUCAAAAUUUUUAAUUAAGAGUUUUUCCAUUAAAAUCGUAGUAUUUGCAAGUUUUCAUGUUCAAAAACUAGACAGAUGCUGAAAAUCAGACAUGCAAUGCUGAAAUUGUAAAAGUGACAUUUGUAUAAGACAUAAGAAAAUGAGUCUUCCUAAUUUUACACACAUAAAAGUACAGAUGACAACCCUGAAAUACCAACUAGCUGCAGUCUCCCUGGUUGCCAGGCAACUAGUCUGGACAGGGCUAGGCUAGCUUUUAGCGGUUAUUAUGCUAAGCUAAACUAACCAUCUGCUGGCUCCAGCUGCAUAUUCACUGUCCAAACAUGAGAGUGGUAUCAGUCUUUUCAUCUAACCAUCUAACAAAGCGAGUACUUCCCAAGCUGUUCCUUAAACGUGACUGUGUCCUUGGUCGCUGGCUGAGUUCAGACAGCUCUGUUCUUUGGUUGUAGAGAGGCUGGUUUUGUUGUGUGUGAUGCUAUUUGAAGGAGAUUUUUACAGCCUCCUUCUUCUGUAAAUGCAAUGGGAUUGUGGCAGACUAGGAUGUCCCAAAGGAGCAGCCCUCUCUUUCAGGGAAUAUUAAUGUCUCCCUUUGGUGUGUGCCCCCUUUACAAAGGUCUUAUUUUUUUUUUCUAUAACCUGUUUUCUCUUUCCAAACGUCUGAGGAAAAGACUUUGGUUGAAGAGAGAAUCGGCUAAUUUUGUAGUACAAUUUGGCUAAGGAAGAUGCCAAUGUGUUAAAUGUUCUAGCUGAAGCCAAAAAUGGAGACAUUAGUCCGUACAAUCUGGUUUAUCUUGAGAAAUCAGCCUCCUCGUGUGUUGGUCCGACACUGUGGCCAACUGUUGAAAACGAUAGUCUCCUCAGGAUCACGCUAUGACAUGCCAGACCAUAAAAUGUAAAUUUAAAACGUAUCCCCUUCCUUGGUUUUACUCAAGGAAGGUGGUUAAUCAGAGGUCAGGACGAUGUGUGUUCUGUUUAUUUUGUAAUAAUCAAUAGGAAAAAGAGCUACAACACAGCUGCUGGUGUUGUACGCAAGUGUUGAAGAAAAAUCCCCUUUUGCCAUUUGCAGGUCCCAAGCAAUCCCUGUGCUGCUCUGGUCUGGUGUGAAGGGACCGACAGCCAGGUGUUGACUGUCUGUGGGUCUCUUCCUCCGGCCUUCGGUCCCUCUGUCCUCUGUAAGCUGCCUGUGAACCACAGCCGAGGGCUUCAGACUGCACAACAAGCUCCAAACAGAAGAGCUCAUGAUGUUUUCGCCACUAUGGUCUCACUCUUCACACAGCAAACUGUUAACAAUAUACCUGGAUGUCAUUAUUGUUUGCGAUAUAAUAAAAGAAGAAAAUCUGCA